Bufo gargarizans (Asiatic toad) is the source of this 2207-nucleotide messenger RNA. RefSeq names its product integrin alpha-L-like. Gene Ontology annotation, cellular component: integrin complex; external side of plasma membrane. The annotation marks the transcript as partial. NCBI's taxonomy places the organism in Eukaryota, Metazoa, Chordata, Amphibia, Anura, Bufonidae. The record is from RefSeq and is a predicted model, not a curated record. Gene Ontology annotation, molecular function: integrin binding. Gene Ontology annotation, biological process: integrin-mediated signaling pathway; cell-cell adhesion; cell-matrix adhesion. The transcript has 17 exons.
AUGGAAGAGGACCUUGAUGAACAGCCCUCCAGCACUCAAUGGGGCUUAACACACCAGCAGUUUCCUUCUCUCAGUUUUGUUCCAUUCUCACUUAAGUUCACUCUUUCCAGAUUGCUUAUUGGAGAUCCAGGAUCCAACAUUCUGUGUGCCUGUGACAUUAGGAAUAACUGUGUCAACAUCACACUGCCAGAUAUAGACAGCACCUCUCACCUUGGGCUGACUCUGGAAGUGGAUCCUUUGUCCAACCGUUGUCUUGUAUGUGGCUCUGCUAUUCCUCACAACUGUUUUGAGACCCAGUACACAAAUGGGGCCUGCUACAUCGUGGACUCCAGUCUCACUGUGUCCAGUAAGAGUACCCCUGGUUUUGAAGAAUGCCAGAAUGAUGAUGUGGAUCUGUGUUUCCUAUUCGAUGACUCGCACAGUGUGGGGGAACUAGAGUUUGGAAAAGUUCAGAAGUUCCUACUGAACACAAUCCAGAACCUAAAGAGCAGCACUGUACAUUUUUCUGUUGUUAUGUUUUCAACAAUGCCAAAGACAGUUUUGAACUUUACGGAUCAUCAACUUGGAAAAGCCGAAGAAAAAAUUAAGGAGAUGAAGCAUAUAGGAGGUUUUGGAUAUUUAUACAGAGCCCUCAGAUUCACACUAAACGAGAUCUUCACCCCAGAAGCUGGAGCCCGGCAGCACGCCAAGAAGGUACUUCUGCUGCUGACUGAUGGAGAAGUCAAUGAUGGUAACAACGGAGCAACAGAAGCUGCAGACAAACUAAAAGUCACCCGUUAUGUCAUUGGGGUCGGAAACAACUUUAAAGCUGAAGAUAUAACUGAACUGCCCUCUAAUCCAAAGGAACAUCACACACACGAGAUAGGGGAUUUCUCACAGCUGGAGGCCAUUUUUAAAGAGAUGCAAUCCAAGAUGCUGGCCAUUGAGGGGGUCGCACAUGGUUCCGGUUUUACACGAGAAAUGUCUUCUGCUGGGUUGAGUGCCUCUUUUACACAGGAUCGGAGCAUCCUGGGAGAUCCGGGUAUAUUCGAUUGGUCUGGUGGGAUCCUUGGUCUCUCAGAGCAGGAAGAACUCAUUUACAUGUCUACAAAAGAAGAGGACAAGUAUGGAUAUCUGGGUUACUCUGUGAAAAUGUUCCAUAAUGGGAAAGAACUGUUCUGUGUGGUGGGCUCUCCACGCCACCAGUACAUUGGACGCGUCACUGUCCUGCAGGAAGUUGCUGGUGAAAAUAAAUGGAAGAACAUUGAUACCUUACUGGGGCAACAGGUUGGUUCAUAUUUUGGAGCAGAGAUUGCAGUAUCUGACCUUAACCAAGAUGGCGUGACUGACCUGGUGCUAAUUUCUGCUCCUCAUCAUUCUGAACCUAAAUGGUCUGGACAGGUCUCUGUGUGCCGGUUUACUGAGCAGAAGCUGGAGUGUACGGUCACCCUCCAUGGAGAACCAGGUCAUCUUCAGUCUCAGUUCGGAGCUGCAGUCUCAUCACUUGGAGACCUGGAUGGAGACAACAUCACUGAGGUGGCUGUGGGCGCCCCAUAUGAGAUGGAUGGAAGAGGAGCAUUAUACAUAUAUAAAGGGGGCUCUGCUGGACUGUCACCUUUCUAUAGCCAGAGGCUGCUUAGUCCUCCCGGAAUCCUGGGAUUUGGUCUCUCCUUCCAUGGAGUCCUGGAUAUGACAGAGGAUGGCCUGAUCGAUGUGGUUGUCGGAUCACGGGGUCAUGUCACUUUGCACAGAUCUCAGCCUGUACUCAAAGUGAGUGUGAGUGUGACUUCAAACCAGACGUACCUGCUUGUUUCCAGCCUGGAGGCGAAUGGCAGUAACAGUAAUCUGACAUUACAGGCGUGUGUGCACGGCCACAUACUGACCCCCAAAUACACCGGCUCCGUGUCCCUCUCCAUCCGGUACAGACUUGUUCUGGAUUAUCAGAAACCUGAGAGCCGAAUGCUCUUCACAAACAGACAGAGAGAGAUGAAUGGGACUGUAGAAAUCCAGGGGCCCGGGGCCCAGUGUCACAUGUAUACCAUAUUCCUCCAGGACUGUCAUAUGGAGGAUGUCUCUGAGGUGCAGGUGUCUCUCACAGCUUUUCCAGAGCAUGUUGACUCUCCCUGGCUUCUCGCCCCAUCCAGUAAUCUCAGUGCCACCGGCCAGAUAUCCUUUAAAAUGUGUGAAGGAGAAGAGACCUGUGAGCCGGACACCAGCAUCAAACUGAG